AUGGCGGCGAUGGCGAAUCUCGCUAACACCAUGGAAGCUAAUGCUGCUGCGACUCUGCAAGCAGUGCAAAGAUUGGGCCAACCAACUGGGAAUGGCAACGGAAAUGGGAAUGGCGAAGGGAAUACCAAUGAUAAUGCUGAGGGUAACGGCGAUAACACAGGAGGAGUUCCGAUGACCUUGGCGACGUUCCUCAAGGUUCAUCCGCCAACUUUCCGAGGAUCCACAGAUCCUAUUGAAGCAGACCACUGGUUCCAGGCUAUAGAGCGUGCUUUACAGGCGCAUCAUGUUCCUCUCAAUCAAUAUGUAGAGUUUGCCGCUUAUCAGCUAGCGGGAGAGGCCCAGCCCUGGUGGCAAGCUGAGUGUCGUUUGCUACAGCUUCAGAACGCCGACAUUCCAUGGGAGGUGUUCCAAACGGCUUUCUACAAGAAAUACUUUCCUGAGUCUGCAAGGGAAGCAAAGGAGAUGGAGCUAAUGCAGCUGAAGCAAGAGAUCCGUGUCUUCUCCGACUUGGUGAACAAAGCAAGGGUAGUGGAGGAGUAUGCCAAGACAGUGGCGGCAUCUAAGGACACUCAUGGAGGGAGCUCUAGUCGUGGGCGUGGCAAGUAUUUUCAUCCUAGAGGACAAAGCUUCAAAAGAGGGGGAUAUACUCCUCAAGGCCAAGGAGGCUUCAGAAAGAACAAUCAGAAUCAGUUUCAGCAUGCUAAAGGAAGAGGAAAUCAGAGUAAGAGUUAUCCGGAUUUAGCUUGUGAUCGUUGUGGACGUUUUCACCCUUAUGACUCAUGUAAGAUUGGUUUAGGUGGUUGCUUCAAGUGUGGGUUACCUGGCCACAUUGCGAGGGAUUGCCCUCGUGGGAGGAAUCAGAAUGCGGGCCAGAGUCAGCAUCAAGGUCGAGUCUUUGCUGUGAAUGCCAAGGAUGCUUCCAAGGCGGAUCCUUUGAUGAAAGGUAUAUGUCUAAUUGGUGAUAAAUCCUCAGUUGCAUUAUAUGAUACUGGAGCUUUGCAUUCGUUUAUUUCAUUUGCUAAAGUUGAGGAAUUAGGCUUGAAAGUAUCAGAGUUACCUUUUGAUCUACAUGUACAUACUCCGCAUCAAACAAUUAUGACUAGGUCAAGCUGUAGACAAGUAGGUUUCAAGCUUGAGGGUAGAGACUUUGUACACGAUUUGAUCUGUUUACCAAUGGUGGGGUUGGAGAUGAUUUUAGGGUUUGAUUGGUUGUCGAAGAACCGAAUUUUGUUGGAUUGCUUUGAACGGACAAUUCGGUUUAUGCCGGAAGGAGAAAAUGGAGCAGUGGUAGCUACAGGGUAUUACCUGAACUCUGUAAUGGUGCAUUAUAGUGGGGAGGAGUGUCAGGGUUAUAUUAUGUUGGCUGCCAAUGCGUUGGGCGAUGCCCAGAACAUAGAUCAAAUUCCGGUGGUUAGAGAUUUUCCAGAAGUGUUCCCGGAAGAUAUCCCUGAGUUCCCACCUCAAAGGGAAAUUGAGUUUGCGAUUGAAUUGGUGCCGGGAGCCGGACCACUGUCGAUUGCAGCGUAUAGGAUCGCUCCGAUAGAGCUGGCUGAACUAAAGACUUAG
Messenger RNA from Arachis duranensis, 1566 nucleotides. RefSeq lists its product as uncharacterized. The record is from RefSeq and is a predicted model, not a curated record. Gene Ontology annotation, molecular function: nucleic acid binding; zinc ion binding. The transcript has 2 exons. NCBI's taxonomy places the organism in Eukaryota, Viridiplantae, Streptophyta, Magnoliopsida, Fabales, Fabaceae. Bases 1 to 1566 code for a protein of 521 amino acids.